Messenger RNA from Pyricularia oryzae 70-15, 1166 nucleotides. RefSeq lists its product as uncharacterized. The transcript has 2 exons. Bases 148 to 1134 code for a protein of 328 amino acids. The record is from RefSeq and is a predicted model, not a curated record. Lineage: Eukaryota; Fungi; Ascomycota; Sordariomycetes; Magnaporthales; Pyriculariaceae.
GUUGACACCGUCCUCCAAAACUACUUGUGUAUCGACAUCACACACCGGCUUCCAGUAGGUACUGUUGACAAGAUCAAGCGACUUUGGACGUAUCUUGAACGCGGAAAAACAUUGUGGGACCUUGUGCUCUCUAGGCCGCCAAGUACAAUGCAUCUCUCCUCAAUCAUCUUGACGGUCGCAGUCGGACUCGCACAGGCACUGCCUUACGACCAACCUGGUCACUCCAGCGCUGUCGCCGAGCUCGAGGCCCGGGAGCCACAAGUCGACGACCCCGGCAAUUACGGCGACUAUGGCACCUAUGGUUCAUAUGGAGAGUACCGCUCCUUCAGCGUCUCGUCUCCUGUACCACCAUACACUGUCAUUGUCCCUGUGCCUCUGGAGAUCACACGCGUGAUUACCAGCACCGUGGGCAAUUCGAGCCUGAUUCCUGGUUUCACCACCACGACAACCACGACCGUCACUGUUGCGAACCUCACACUCACUGCAUUCCCGACUUUGACAAUCAAUUCGACUGCCAACUCGACAAUUACAGUGCUUCCAACUUCGACGGCCAACUCUACAGUUUCCGCUUUUUUGACCCCGUCGACCAACUCGUCUGUCACUGCGCUUCCAACUUCGACUGCCAAUGCGACAACUACAGGCAACAUCACAGUCACAGCGAUUCCAGCUUGGACUGCCAACGCAACGACCACCGGCAAUGCCACUGUCGCCGCGCUUCCAGCUACAACUGCCAACUUAACGACCAUAGGUAAUACCACAGCAACAGCGCUCCCGACAUUGUCGGACAACUCAACGACUACAAUUCUCCCAGCCACGACGGGAAACACCACAGCUUCUGCUCUUCCCACCUUUUCAGCCAAUUCCACAACGGCUGUUGCAACCCCGUCGAGUAACUUCACACUGACAUCUCUGCCGACUUCUGCCAUCAACGCCACAUUCGGUAUCCCUGCAAACAGCACUGCCAACUCCACUGUGGAUAUUAUGUCAACAGUUGCGCCAUUCACAACCGGCCCUUCCUCGUUCAUCACUGCUACGAUGAAUUCGAGCACUGCACCUUUCGGCAACACAACAACAACAGCAAUGCCCUCGGGGUCCACAGGCACCAUUUUAGCCAGUCUUCGCCGUAUCAUCUGAGGAAGUUAAUAACUGAGCGUGGCUUCCUUUGU